Molecule: messenger RNA, 1008 nt
Organism: Caenorhabditis briggsae
Lineage: Eukaryota; Metazoa; Nematoda; Chromadorea; Rhabditida; Rhabditidae
Gene: Cbr-srj-20
Product: Protein CBR-SRJ-20
Exons: 8
Coding region: 1-1008 (335 amino acids)
Source: RefSeq, a predicted model, not a curated record
AUGUAUGUAAAUUGGCUUCACUACUCGAUUCCAAAAAUCUCGUUUGUCUUAUCCUUCAUCUCCAACCCAGUUUUCAUCUACCUCAUCUGUUCCAACAAAAAAGUACUUUUUGGAAGUUACCGAUACCUUUUAGUUUUUUUCGCAGUGUUCAAUCUGUGUGCUUCGGUUGCAGAUCUUCUCAUUCCUGUUUCAGUUUUUUGCUACCACUAUGCUUUUGUCACUUGGAUUGUGGAGGGUCCAUUUUCUGUGCGAUCAGAAUAUGGAGAAAUUCCUCUCUCGUUCCGCUGUUCAUUUAUUGCUGGUACCUACGGUAUUUUAAAUAUUCAUUUUGUGUUCAGGUUUCUCACUUUGAAGAGCAAUAACAUAAUCAAUGAUUAUUUUAUGCCAUAUGGUUUGAUAUUUUCCAUUGGCUAUGUUAUAGUUCAUAUGUUUAUUUGGUCAUUGAUCGACUUCUACUGCCUUCACUCUGCACCUGAGAUGCGAGACUACAUACGAGUUCCAUUCAAGGAACUCUAUAAUGAAAGUAUUAGUGACAUCAAUUUUGUUGCUGGUUUAUUUUCAGAAGCCUCGUCCACAAUUGUUGCCAGAUCGUGGGCUGGUAUUCUACUGUUGACCAUCAUUGCAAGUUACUCUAUGAUCUUGUAUUUUGUUUUGGGUUACAAAAUCGUCACAGGCCUGAACAUCAAAUCAAUCACGAUGAGUAAGCAAACGACACAGAUGCAAAAACAGCUAUUCAAAGCGUUGGCCAUCCAAACAAUCAUUCCAAUUUGCGUCAGCUUCAUGCCAUGCUCUCUUAGCUUCUAUGGAGCGGCUCUGAGAAUUGACUUUAUGAAUUGGGUGUACUGGGCAUCUGCCGUUGCUGUUUCAAUGUUUCCUUUCUUGGAUCCAAUGGCUAUCAUUUUCUUUUUGCCAGCUCUUCGUCGGCGUAUUAUGAACCCUAUUGGUUUUGGAAGAACUUCAAUCUCAGUGGUGACACAUCAGUAUUCUGAAGCAACUAAUCCAACAUGA